GUGUGACUAGUGACUACUGCUUUGCAAAAAAAAAACACAAAAAAGAUAGCACAAACCAAUACAAAACAUACACGCAACGCAAACACACAAAACAUAAACAAAUACAAAAACAGAAACAAAAGUUACCCAAAUUCCAAAACCCAGCUACAAAAACAGCAACAACAACUCAAAAUUCAAUUCUUUUCUUUAUCUAUCACCGGUGCUUCGGCGCUAAGGAACUCUCUCACUCACACAAAAACAAUUUAAAAAAUCCUAAAAACAAACAAUAGUUGCUUUGGUUCUGUUGCUAUGUCGUGAAAUCUUGAUUUUUUUUGUUUCAACCAAUUCAUCAAACAAGAUCAACCCCAUUUCAUCUCUCAUGUCCAAACACCCAAAUUCAACUUCAAGUUAGAAUCUUUCCCUUUCUUUCUCACUGGGUACCUCAAUUUUUCAAUGGCUUGUCCUUCAAAUUCAAUCACCUACAAUGGUACCCUUUGUGCUUGCUUACCAGGGCAUGUUCUUGAUGCUGUGGAAAAGAGUUGCAACCUAUUUGAUGCUAAUUCAAACAUCACAACAGAUUCUGGGGUUGACUUCUAUGCUCUUAAACUCCCAGAGACACUUCCUGGAUUUGAUACCAUCAAGAAAUUUACACAGUCACAAGCUGUGUUCUUGGAGGCUACAUUUGUUAUGCUUCUCUCUUGGCUUCUAUUUUGCUUUUUUCUUAGGUUUAUGAGCCUUGGUGAUGGUCGUGGUGUGUGGUUUAAACUUAGGUGGAUUGUUAGUCGAUUGGAUAUUUGCUUUGCUACAAGGCAUUGUUUGGAUGAUCAGAAAGUAGUAACCAAACGCAAAACUGAACUUGGUGGAGCUUUCUCCAUAGCAAGUUGGAUACUUUUCAUUGGUUUAUUUGCCGCGUUGCUAUACCAGAUCAUAUCAAAGAGAUCAAUUGAGGUUCAUAAUGUACGAGCAACAAGUGCACCAGAGUUAACCUCGUUUCUCAAUGACAUGGAGUUCAAUAUAACAACCGUAUCAAGUAUGAGCUGUGCAAAUCUACGUGCUCUCGGUAAUUUAGUUACUGGAAAUCCGGGUUUUUUUGACGAAAGAGUUGUUUCUCUGUCAACUUUAGCAAACUACUCAUGUCACAAUUCCAGCAAGGGACCAACCAUAGCAAUCAAGUGUAAAGGUUGCAAGCUCAUAUCCGAUAACAUGUACAUUUCAUGGCAAUUUGUUGAUCUCCCAAAUAAUCCUGCCACUGCUGUUGGUUAUGAAUUCAAUCUCGCUGCAAUGGAUAGUGCUAAAAAGCAUGUCAGUUUUGUAAAUGGAACACUAAAGAAUGGAAGUGCUUUUGAUGAUAGGCCAGUUACAUUCAGAGGGAGGCAAUCAAAUAUUUUAAAAUUCAAUCUGUUUCCCCGAAUAUACCAUAAUUUACACGAUCUAAAGCUCAUUCAGCCUUUGUUUCAUGAGUUCCUUCCUGGUUCAGUUUUUCGCGAUACAAAUCAACUUCGAACGUCCCUUGAAAAUUCUGUUGACGGACUAGUCAACACCACAUUGUAUAUCAAUUUUCUUUCUGCUUAUGUUGUGGAGGUUGACAACGAGAGUAUUUUGGGUCCUGUGAGCUUCCUUGCAGACCUCGGUGGCCUGUAUUGCAUUAGCAUAGGCAUUUUUUUCUAUCUAUUGAUACAGUGUGAGUACAGGGUAAAGAAGCUCAGAAACGAGGAUAGUGUUUUGCGGUCAAUUAGAAACCGGCGUAAAGCUCAAGAUAAUUGGGACAAAUUGAGGAAAUAUGUAAAGUACACAUAUGGCUUUCCUACAAUGGAUGACGACAACUAUAAUAAAUCUAAAACGGAACCUUGUUGCAACGGGUUUAUGUUGCAUUCUAUUCAUGGUAGUGGUUCCUCACGUAAGCAAAGGCAGAAGGGCAAACCAAGUUCUAUAAAUUUGUACAAGAAAACGAGUUUACCUGCCAACAAGUCAUUUAGCAGCAUACCGCUUCAAUCUAUGAAUGAUUCAAAUAUGGAGCAGAGUGUUGGUUCAAGCAAAGAUUUCCUACCAUCUCAAUCUCAAAAAUCAUCUAUUAUUGAUGAUAACUUUAUUCCUCCUCCACCUUCACUAGAAUGCAAGGGUAGUUCUGAAAUGGACAUGGCUGAUAUUCAAAAGAAUCUCAAAAAUUUAUACGAGUAUAACAUGAUGUUAAGGGACAGAUUAUUAGCUGCGCAGUCUUCGCUCCAAUCUUCCUCAUCUAAUCACUCUUCUCAAAUAAAAAACAAUGGAACUUAGCAUAGGUAUCUUCACAGCAAACAGCAGUCCUUGAUGCACGAGCAUCAGACCGUCCCAUUAAUUUUUACAAGCAUGGACGUAGUAGAUUUACAAUGGAAGUUAAUUCUUGAUUGAAAACUUACCAAAGGGAAUUAAUGAUUGUAAAUCUUUUUGCAAUUUGAAAGUGGGAGAAUAUGCAGGACGGACCUCUUCAAAACCACAGUAUUCGUUACCAAUUAUUUUUCUGCAUUGAAAGCUGUUGUGCAUGUACAGAGAAGCAUGCUGAUCAACAUUUUGGUUUCAUCUGGUAUUCUUUGAUGAUUGUUGUUGUCAUAUUCUUUGUCGCUCUUCUGAUCAACAUCUUGUAUAGCCAGUGCUAGUGCUGUAUUUUGUGUAAAGGAAAGUAGUUCUGAACAUGUUUUUGCAUUAGUGUUCGUCAAACAUUGUAUGCUCGACUAUUUGUUUGUUAAAUGUAGUUUUACUCGACAUUUAUGUUCGUUA
Molecule: messenger RNA, 2733 nt
Organism: Trifolium pratense (red clover)
Lineage: Eukaryota; Viridiplantae; Streptophyta; Magnoliopsida; Fabales; Fabaceae
Exons: 8
Coding region: 433-2253 (606 amino acids)
Source: RefSeq, a predicted model, not a curated record